AUGUCAGAUAAAUUUGUUCCAUAUCAUUUAUGUGAUAUUAACAAUCCUCCAGCUCAUCUUGAUGGCAAUCAAAAAUUGAAUUGGAUACGUGCUGCAAAAAAAGCGAAGAAAAACUAUCAAUAUCAACAACAACAUCCAGCACUUGAUAUACCAACAUCAUUUUACGAAAUUAUAUAUGUAAAUAAAUAUACAACAACUGAAACAAUGCAAAAAUUAAUUAAUCAUGUACGAAAUUGUAAUGAAUUUACAUUUGAUACUGAAGAUGAAAAAUCAACCAAACAAUUAGCAUUAAUUCAAAUUCAAACAAUACCUCAACAAUUACCAUUUUUUGUUAUAUUAGUAGAAUGUGCACAUUUACCACCCAUUAAUUCAUCAAUUCAUUUACAAAUUAAACAAUUAUUUGAAUUAAUUUUUAAAUUUAGAAAUAACAUAUAUUCUUGGGAAUCAUUACGUAAGGAAAUUUAUCCAGCUAUUGUUUAUCAAUGGUUUGAAUGGCCAAUUAAAACAUCAGUGGUUAAUUUUCAACUUAAAUUUGCAGAUUGGUAUAAUUGGACACUAUCUCAUUGA
Molecule: messenger RNA, 567 nt
Organism: Rotaria sordida
Lineage: Eukaryota; Metazoa; Rotifera; Eurotatoria; Philodinida; Philodinidae
Source: the annotation of a GenBank genome assembly